UUCUUCAGCUCCUCUUCCUAACGGGAGAAUGGGAAGGCCACGCCCCUCACAAGAUGUCACAGGCUAAUGACAUCACAGAGGCCCGGCUGAGCAGGCCCAGUCUGAUGCUGAAACCCUUGGAGAACAAGAAGUACCUGUUCGCUGACCACAGCUGUCACUUCCUGUUGGAUAACAUUGCCGGGAUGCCCAGACUCUAUGAGCUGAUCAAGCUAAGAAACCAGGAAGGUAAAGGUGACCCCAUGAAAAGUCUGCUACUGGCUGUAAACUUCAGGUCAGUUUUAUUUGACAAGGUCACACAAUGCAUUGUUCAGAUGAACAUUUGUUAUGAGUGAACAAAACCAGCAUAGAAAUGAGUGGAGA
This is a messenger RNA of Oncorhynchus mykiss (rainbow trout), 360 nucleotides long. Lineage: Eukaryota; Metazoa; Chordata; Actinopteri; Salmoniformes; Salmonidae. The record is from RefSeq and is a predicted model, not a curated record.